Messenger RNA from Caenorhabditis angaria, 1605 nucleotides. The record is from the annotation of a GenBank genome assembly. NCBI's taxonomy places the organism in Eukaryota, Metazoa, Nematoda, Chromadorea, Rhabditida, Rhabditidae.
AUGCUUAUGAAAAUUCUUACCUGCGAUUGUAAUUUCAUGGGGCAAAAUCACAGGUGAGUAUUUUAAUUAUAACUUCCUUCCUUCGGUAUAUCAAUUCUCUUCAAAAUCUUUUUCUCUUCAUCUCUAUUCAUUUUUUAUUCUUUCUUAUCUACCCUUCUUAUUCUCUCAUUUCACAUAUACAUAUCACAUAAAAAUGAGUAAAACGAGCUGAAAGUGGGCGGGGCCUUACCAUAUGUAAUAAUUGUGAAAAAAACCUAUUAUCUGUUUUUUUGUGGGUUUGAGUCUUCCACAAAAAAAGCAUAAUUCAUAUUUGCAUUAUGGGUGGUCGUAUUUCUUCGACAAAGUGAGUUUUAAAUAUCGAGUUACAUUUUCUCAAUUUAUGGAAUUUAAAAAAAAACUCAUAAGAAUUAAAAAAUUAUUCUCAACACUAGAAAAAAACAUGAAAUUUUGUAUAAGGUAGAAUUUUUGCAAUUAUUUUUUUUUCAUCCAAUUUUUUUUUCAAAUUUUCAGUGGAAGCGUUGGGGCUGAGAAAAAGCCAGUCUCGUCUGUUGCUGAAAAUGGACCGGACAAGUUGCCUUAUGAAACUGUCUACAGUUGGGCUCUCUCGUUUGACGAUUUGAUGAAAAAUCGCUGUAAGUUAGAUUAUUUCUAUUGUUUUUUCUCUCAUAUUCCAGAUUUUUCAAUUAAUUUUUUUUCAGUGGGUCAAAAAUAUUUUGCCGAGUUCCUCAAGGGCGAAUAUUCGGAUGAGAACAUUUUGUUCUGGCAAGCUUGCGAAGAAUUGAAACGCGAGAAGAAUGCGGAAAAAAUCGAGGAAAAGGUUGGUUUUGAUUCUAAUUGUUUUGUAACAGCGAGCAAAAAAAUUACUUCACGGUUUGUGCGUAUUCACAUCAGGAUCAUAUUUUAUUCAUUGAAUCGGGAGCCUUUUUCGUGAAAAAAAACGAUGAUGAUGAAUAAGAAAUUCGAUUUGCUUUUAGUGAUCACCGUGAAAAAUUUAAAAUUAUUCAAUUUACUCAGAGCUUAAUGUCUCAAAUGAAAAUAUGGAAUUUUUUAAUAACUUUUAGAAACAUUGAAGAGUUUUCAUAAAAACGAAUAUGGUUUGAAAAACAUGGAAUUUGUUUUCAGGCUCGUAUCAUUUACGAGGAUUUCAUCUCGAUUCUCUCACCAAAGGAGGUAUCGCUUGAUUCGCGUGUUCGUGAAAUCGUCAACUCAAAUAUGAGUCGCCCAUCGGCAUCGACUUUCGAUGAUGCCCAAAAUCAAAUUUUCACUCUCAUGCAACGCGAUAGCUAUCCACGGUUCUUGGCUUCGCGUCUUUACAAAGGUCUUGUCGGAGAUCACGGCGUGUUAGAGGAACUAUAGGAUGAGCCGCUGGCAACACGUCAAAAAUUAGUAUCACAACCACCACCACCACAACAAGAUCAACCACAAACAUCAACGUUUUCACCAUCAGCACAACCGGUUGAUCAAGAUGUCGAAGCACAACAACCAACGGCAUCAAGAAGACGACGUAGACGUGUGUGGCGUGUUGUCGCCGCGAACAUCAUGCGACGAUUUUCAAGACGAACUGUACCGCAAGCACAGGAGACUCCUCAAGAUUCUCCUGUUUGA